AUAAAGUUCAACGGAACUAUCGUAGACAAACCUUCCAUAUAUAGUGGCCCUCCAUCCCCAGAGCUCGACGCCAUUUGGGAUAGGGUAUCUUCUGAUGUGCGCCCACUCCGUAUGACACAUGAGCAACUGCUCAGAACGGGGGAGAAACCUUCUCCUGCCAUGGCUAGGUAUCCGGACGAAUACGGUGGAGGUUACGUAGCAACUGUAGAAGUCAUUCACCAGCUCCAUUGCCUAGACAUACUUCGCAAAGUCAGCUGGGGUAACGAGUACCAUGAGAAUGGGGGCAUGCAUAAAUCCCACGAACUCUCUCGUCGCCAUGUCGACCACUGCAUUGAGAUACUCAGGCAGUUCACUAUGUGUAGUGGUGAUGUUACCCUGAUAACUCAUGAUUGGAUCGAGGGAAGGACAAAUCCGCUCGCUGAUUUCAAUUCUCCUCACGAAUGUAGAAACUUUGAGAAGAUUUUAGAUUGGAUCGACGAGCAUCGUGUGUUUAUCCCUAGAUCCAGUUGGGUCCGCUUGGAGGAUAACGUGGACCUGCCCUAUCCCCCUUGA
Messenger RNA from Suillus discolor, 552 nucleotides. RefSeq lists its product as uncharacterized. Lineage: Eukaryota; Fungi; Basidiomycota; Agaricomycetes; Boletales; Suillaceae. The annotation marks the transcript as partial. Gene Ontology annotation, biological process: mycotoxin biosynthetic process. The record is from RefSeq and is a predicted model, not a curated record. The transcript has 4 exons.